UAUUGUGGCGGACAUAUUACUUGCGAAAACAGAAUUUUCCCAGGCCCCCCUGAAAAUUAGUAGCAAAACACCACCAAAAAAUCAAAAUAUCCGCAUUUCUCUAGAAUCAUUCAAUAUCAUCCAAUACACAUCUUUUUCAAUCAAAUAUCAUCCAAAUACACGUCUUUCUUACCUUUAUCAUCAAAUCCACAUAUAUCAAUCAACCCUUUUUUCAAUAUGCCUCGCAACACCCGCUGUCCUGCUGCUUUGCAAGCCUGUACAAAGACUCCUAUCCUGCACCUCAGUCUCCUCAAACUACCUGUUCCAGAAGUUCUGGAUAAUGGAGAGGAUCCAGUCAAUGAUGAGAUAGAGGAGCAGAUGGAUGAGAAGGAUAUAGAGACUCAGUCUGAGGAUCCUUGAUAUCCGCGAAUCCCUACACCUGAGUCUGACAUCUCAUACAGAUUGUAUGAAUGGGUGAUUAUCAAUGAGAUAAAGAAUAAGAGAGAUGACAAAAUGAUUAAUAAGUAGAAAGAAGAAGAAGAAUCAGAAGAAUGAAUCUAUAAUUUCUACAAUCAAUUCUUCUAUACAGAUCUCUCAAAUGUCAGUGAUUAUAUUCUCUUCUUCAGCUCUGGCAGCUUCAACUUCAUUCAAUAUGACAUUCUCAAGUGAGAUAAUCAAUGUGAUGAUGAUGAAAUAUAUGAUGAAAGGAAUAGAAGAACUGAAUUCACAAUCUCAUUAUCAUCCACAUUCAGAUCUGCUGUUGAAUCUUCCAUCAAAUCCACUGUUGAAUCUUCCA
Molecule: messenger RNA, 775 nt
Organism: Blastomyces dermatitidis ER-3
Lineage: Eukaryota; Fungi; Ascomycota; Eurotiomycetes; Onygenales; Ajellomycetaceae
Exons: 1
Coding region: 217-399 (60 amino acids)
Source: RefSeq, a predicted model, not a curated record